Messenger RNA from Drosophila ficusphila, 898 nucleotides. Its product is annotated as farnesol dehydrogenase. The transcript is spliced from 2 exons. The record is from RefSeq and is a predicted model, not a curated record. The coding region runs from base 87 to 830 and encodes 247 amino acids. NCBI's taxonomy places the organism in Eukaryota, Metazoa, Arthropoda, Insecta, Diptera, Drosophilidae.
GUUGGAUCGGGAGCUGAAGCUUGGGGAAUCCAGGAAAGGAGAAGGGACACGAAAACCCAUUGAUACCUGUUGAUAAACUUGGACAAAUGGACCGCUGGCAGGAUCGCGUGGCUGUGGUCACAGGGGCCAGUUCCGGAAUCGGAGCGGCGGUGGCCAAGCAUCUGGUGAAGGCGGGGGUGGUGGUGGUGGGCAUGGCGAGGAGGAUGGACCGCAUGGAGGCCAUCAAGGAGCAGCUGCCGUCGGAGCUGCAGAGCCGCCUGCACCUGCUCCACUGCGACGUGGCGGACCUGGAUUCGCUGACCGCCGCCUUCGAUUGGGUCGAGGAGACGCUCGGCGGGAUCGACAUCCUGGUGAACAACGCCGGCUGCCUGAAUCCCGGCCAGCUGCUCACCCUCGAGCUGGAGCAGCUGCAGCAGGUGCUCAAUGUGAACCUGAUGGGCGUGGUCAUCUGCACCCGGCGCGCCUUCCGCUCGAUGCAGCAGCGCGACUUCGCCGGCCACGUGGUGCUCAUCAACAGCCUCACCGGGAGGAACAUCAUCAACCCUCCGGGCGCCGAGCUCCAGAGCCUCAACAUGUAUCCGCUGACCAAGCACGGGAUCACCGCCCUGCUCGAGAUCCUGCGCCAGGAGUUCCGCGGCUUCAACACCAAGAUCAAGGUCACGAGCAUCACACCCGGCGUGACGGACACGGAGAUUCUUCCUCCCGGGUUCGAUGUCCUACCGAUGCUGAGCCCAGAUGACAUCGCCGAUGGCAUUAUCUACGCCCUGGCCACGCCCCCUCAUGUCCAGGUGCACGAACUGACCAUCAAGCCACUGGGCGAACCCUUCUGAGUUCUCACUUUGGAUAAGGCCCACUUGGUUUUCAGCUAAUAUACAAAGCGAUGAAUAAAAUGUCGUGU